Molecule: messenger RNA, 860 nt
Organism: Stegastes partitus (bicolor damselfish)
Lineage: Eukaryota; Metazoa; Chordata; Actinopteri; Pomacentridae
Exons: 4
Coding region: 1-678 (225 amino acids)
Source: RefSeq, a predicted model, not a curated record
AUGGUUGUUGUCCCCGGUGUUCUGGGACAUGUCACCGUGAAAGCAGGACGAGCCAGAGGGCCCGCCAAAGCCAAGCCUUCGCCUGCAGAGGUGGACGAUGAAGAACACGAAGAGACGAAGCCCAAACCGGUGCCAGCUCGCUACAAAAGAGGACCGCCCCUCCCUAAACCUCAGUCACAGCAGAAGAAGGAGGUGCUGCCUGCUGUCAGAAGAUCAGAGAGGCUUCAGGCUGGACCCGUACACUCUUACAACGAGGAAGACAGUGAGGAGGAGGAUGAAGAGGAUGAGGUCAGACCCAGACCUAUUCCUGCACGCUAUCUGAGAGGACCUCCGAAAAGCCCCGAAGGUCAACCCAAACAGAAAACUAAAUGCGAGUGGACCGGCAGGAAAACAGACGACCUGACUGUGACCUCUGGCAGACGGGAAUGGCUCUACAUGCAAAGGAGAAAACCUGAAUGGGCAAACUGUGACAUAAAGAGCCCAGCACACAUGGAUUACACAGAGAGAUGGGAUGAGAGGCUGCUUCACGAGCAGCAGAGCUACAGCCAGCAGCGCUACAAGCACAGAGACAGCACAGGACAGGACACUGGUCCCUCACAGACACGAGGACUGAUGUCCUGCUUUGUCGUUUUGGGCGCCUUCCUUCUAGUGGUUGCCAUUUUAGUACAUUUAAACUGACUUGUGAGCAGGUGAGGGAUCCGCCACGUUGAACAGUGCUGCCUUCCCAAAGUGGAGAUGGAGCUGCCAGGGACACAAAGCAUCUUCUCAGGACUUCUGGGCUGCCAUUUUCACAGUAAUAGGCUGGAAUAGAAGGAGAAGCCUCAGUGUAUUCUGCCUAUUAAAUGUUCUGUAAAGUUAAA